Molecule: messenger RNA, 354 nt
Organism: Thamnophis sirtalis
Lineage: Eukaryota; Metazoa; Chordata; Lepidosauria; Squamata; Natricidae
Source: RefSeq, a predicted model, not a curated record
AAGAAGGAAGGGAGGGAGGGAGGAGAAGAGAGAGAAAGGAAGAAAAGAAAGAAGGUGAGAAAAAAUGAAAGAAAAAGGAAGGAAAAAAGGAAGAAAAAAGAAAGGAAAAGAAACAGAAAAAGGAAGGAAGAAAAGGAAAGAGAACUGGAAGAGAAACACAGGGAAGCUCAGCUGGCGGCCCAACAUCUGGAGCUGCACCUGAAGCAGAAAGAACAAAUGUAUGAAGAAAGGCUCAAAGUGCUGGACAACCAAAUGAAGAAGGACCUGGCAGACAAAGAUACUUUGGAGAACAUGCUGAGGAAGCACGAGGAGGAAACUCACGAAAAGUGCAAAAUCCUCGCCGAGCAGAAAGCG